Molecule: messenger RNA, 687 nt
Organism: Papilio machaon (common yellow swallowtail)
Lineage: Eukaryota; Metazoa; Arthropoda; Insecta; Lepidoptera; Papilionidae
Exons: 2
Coding region: 1-687 (228 amino acids)
Source: RefSeq, a predicted model, not a curated record
AUGUCAAUGGUGACCGGUAAAUGCGGUAUGUCCAACAUCCACCACGGUACCGCCUCGAGUAGCUAUUACAUUUUCAAGCUCGACAUAUCGACAUUUCACUUGGAAGACAAGGCCAAGCUGGCCUCCAAAAAGCUGGGUGUGCUCAGUAGGGCGAAGCAGUAUUUCCAGCCGGGCCACCGCCUACAACUGUACAAGGCGCAAGUUCGGCCCCACAUGGAAUACUGCUCACACCUCUGGGCGGGAGCACCCCAAUACCAGCUUCUUCCAUUUGACCGCAUACAACGGAGAGCGACUCGAAUCGUCAACGACCGAGCUCUUACCGAUCGGCUUGAUACCCUGGCCUUGCGGAGGGACGUCAGUUCCCUCUGCAUCUUUUAUCGUUUGUACCACGGGGAGUGUUCCGAAGAACUGUUUGGAACGAUUCCUGCCGCCGAGUUUCGUCAUCGGACGACCCGACAGACCGCCAGGUACCAUCCAUACCAUCUGGAUGGCUGGCAUUCCACAACAGUGCGGUUCUCGCGAAAUUUCUUGCCGCGCACGGCCGCGUUGUGGAAUGGUCUGUCCUCGGCGGUAUUUCCAAACCAGUACGACUUAGGGUCCUUCAAGAAGCGAGCGUAUCACCAUCUCAAAGGUCGGCAACGCAUUUGUGAUUCCUCUGGUAUUGCAGAUGUCCAUGGGCGUCGAUGA